Molecule: messenger RNA, 696 nt
Organism: Pseudozyma flocculosa PF-1
Lineage: Eukaryota; Fungi; Basidiomycota; Ustilaginomycetes; Ustilaginales; Ustilaginaceae
Exons: 6
Coding region: 1-696 (231 amino acids)
Biological process (GO): glutathione metabolic process
Cellular component (GO): peroxisome; mitochondrion
Molecular function (GO): glutathione peroxidase activity; glutathione transferase activity
Source: RefSeq, a predicted model, not a curated record
AUGUCGGUCGUGAAGCGCAACCUGGUCCAGCUCUACUACGACACUGUCUCGCCGUGGUCUUUUAUCGGGUACGAGAUCAUCAAGCGGUACCAAAAGAGAUGGGACUGCGAUCUGGAGCUUGUCCCUGUCAAUCUGGGCUAUGUCAUGGGCUACAGCGGUAACCGUCCUCCAAUCAGCGUGCCAAACAAGGGCAAAUACAUGUGGGACGAGAUCGAGCGGGCGCAGAAGUUCUUUGGCCUCCCUCUCUCAACGCCGACGUCGUUCCCGGUCAACACGCAGACGCUGCAGCAGCAUCUCGACCUGGUUGCGCAGAGCUCGCCCUCGCUCCUGACACCGCUGACGGAGAUUUACUUCCGGGCCGUGUGGCAGCGCAAUCUGCCCUGCAAGACGGUCGAAGAGGUGUUGCACAUCCUCGAUACCGACGAUGCCGCCAAGGGACUGUGGAAGAGCGACCACGACAGGAGGGAGAGCGUCGAGCAAGCGACGUCAAAGGAAGCAAAGGAGAGGGGCAAGACGCUCGCCAAGAGGAUCGUCGAGGAGGAAGGCGUCUUUGGCAUGCCGUGGUUCAACGUCACCCGUGCCCGCGAUGGGCAGAGGAUGCAGUUCUUCGGCAGCGAUCGCUUCGAGCAAAUGGCUGCGUUCCUGGAAAAGCCGUACGCUGGCCCGCACGCCGAUGGACGUCUGUCCAAGCUCUAG